AAAAUAAAUAACUAAAUAAAUAAAUAAAAAGGCUUAUUAGCCCUCUAUCCAUUUUCCCCCUCUUCGUCUCUACUCUUGAAAUCAACAUUUUAGACAAAAUGGCAUCUUUCAUGAGUAGGACAGCCCUUUUCCUCCUCCUUUCCGCGGUGGCCUUGUUCGCAGCCGAGGCCAUCCCGGCCUCUCGCAACUUCCACGUGGUCCAGCACCGCCUAGACCUCGCGGCGGAAAUCAGCAAGUUCUGCCAAAGCACCCAAAACGCCACCCUUUGCACUAAAAUACUCCAACCAUAUGAAGGUAUUCACUUCGACCAAUUCAAGGCCCUUGACAUCACCCUUGACGCCACCAGUGAACAAGCCAAGUUAACCCUGGCCGCCAUAGAAAGCUUGUUCUUCAAGAAAGGUCUAUCAAAGUCCACAAAGGACUCGCUCAAGAUUUGCAAGGAUCAGUACAAGAGCAUCUUGGGUUCCAUCAAGGAGGCCAAAGCUAUGGUGGCUACCAAAAAUGUUAUCGAGGCAAAGUACAAGGUUUCCGCUGUUAUCUCCUUCUAUGAAGCGUGCAGCGACUCCUUCGACAUUGGCGAGACGAUCCCUUUCGCCGCCCAAUCUGAACCCGUUUUCCAGAUUGGUGGCAACUGCUUGGACAUUCUUGCCGCCAUGGAGAAAGCUCUUCCUGCUACACCUGUUGUCAUGAACUCACCUCCUUCUCCGUACAGCAACGUCAUUGGAACCAUCUCAUAAAUUUCUUGGAUUCGUCAAUCAUCAUGCCUUUCGGUUGUUGGAACCGAUCAUAUAUGCAUAUAUAUUUUAUCCAUAGGUGUACGUUGAAAUCAGCUACUAAAAUCAGCUAUUAGUAUAAAAUACAUGUUAGAAUAUAUAUUCACUAAAAUUGAGUUAAACAUAUUUGUAUUCGUAUAUAAAUAUAUGGUAGCUGAUUUUAGUGUACAGAAAAUAUUCUUGUAUAUGUAUACUUGUUCUAUUGCAUUUUGUUAUUAACUUUGGCAGAGAUCAUAUUAUUUAAUUCA
This is a messenger RNA of Arachis ipaensis, 1021 nucleotides long. RefSeq names its product pectinesterase inhibitor 1-like. Gene Ontology annotation, molecular function: enzyme inhibitor activity. Lineage: Eukaryota; Viridiplantae; Streptophyta; Magnoliopsida; Fabales; Fabaceae. The record is from RefSeq and is a predicted model, not a curated record.